GCAGUCUGCGCCUGCGCAGGCAGGUGGGCCAAGAUGGCUGUGGUGCGAGGCGUGCGAGUUGUCCGAAGCUCAUCCGGACUCUUGCUGGGGCGAGGGAUGCGGACCUUCCUGCUACUGCUGUGGCUUGCAGCCCGCGGAGACGCGCUCUACUUCCACAUUGGAGAGACAGAGAAGAAGUGCUUCAUCGAGGAGAUUCCGGACGAGACCAUGGUCAUCGGAAAUUACCGGACGCAGCUGUAUGACAAACAGCGGGAGGAGUACCAGCCAGCCACCCCUGGGCUUGGCAUGUUCGUGGAGGUAAAAGACCCCGAGGACAAGGUCAUCCUGGCCCGGCAGUAUGGCUCUGAGGGCAGGUUCACAUUCACCUCCCACACCCCUGGUGAGCACCAGAUCUGUCUUCACUCGAAUUCCACCAAGUUCUCCCUCUUUGCCGGAGGGAUGCUGAGAGUUCACCUUGACAUCCAAGUAGGUGAACAUGCGAACGACUAUGCAGAAAUUGCUGCCAAAGACAAGCUGAGCGAGCUGCAGCUGAGAGUCCGGCAGCUAGUGGAGCAGGUGGAGCAGAUCCAGAAGGAGCAGAACUACCAGCGGUGGCGAGAGGAGCGCUUCAGACAGACCAGCGAAAGCACCAACCAGCGAGUGCUGUGGUGGUCCAUCCUGCAGACUCUCAUCCUCGUGGCCAUUGGCGUCUGGCAGAUGCGGCACCUCAAGAGCUUUUUUGAAGCCAAGAAGUUGGUGUAGCUGUCCCAAGCCUCACAGGCGAUCUUUCUUCCAGGCUGUGGGAAAAGGACCUGGAACCAGUUCCUCUCUGGGAGGAGGACUGGUUUUCAGCCGUAGAUGUUCUGGAGGAUAGAGGGACUGCAAGCAUGUCCCCGUUCCUCAGGCUCAAGUGGAGGACAGCAACCUGGCCGGCUGAUGCUGAGCCAGUAGUGGACAAGCCCUUCCCACCUCCACCUCUGGACCUUCUGCAGUAAUCACCAGGGGCUGGCGAUGCCCCUAGUGUCUCAGAAUCUCAGUGUUACUGAUCAGGGAUGUGAGGCUGCUCUCUGGGGUAGGUUUCGGGAGGGAAGUGGGUGGGCCAGCAAGCUGAUUUUCCUUCUGUCUUCCUUUGUUAAUGUGGGAUUUUGAGCAGGUCAGGGUAUUAUCAGUGACUCCUUGCUAUUCCAGAAACCUUGCUUUUCUUGCCUUUGGCUUAGAACCAGCCUAAUACUAAUAAUAUAGAGUAUGUUUGUGUGUUAGUUUAGGGGUGUGGAGGGGUUGCAAUGCACAAAAGGGGCCCAGAGGUGAUUUUAGUUUCUUAUAGUUGUCCUCUCUGGGGCUUGAGCAACUGUUAUCAAACCAAGCAGAGACUUUGGUGCUGAUUGGAGACAGAGCCUACAGAAUCUUAGUUACUGAGUUUAUUUUCAAUGAAUGUGGGUUUGUUACAUUGGUUUCCCAAUUUAAAAAAAAAAAAAAAAGAAGAAGAAAGACUUGUCCUGUGCAUGUUUACUCUUGGUGGGUG
Grammomys surdaster is the source of this 1501-nucleotide messenger RNA. RefSeq names its product transmembrane p24 trafficking protein 9 (gene Tmed9). Gene Ontology annotation, cellular component: COPII-coated ER to Golgi transport vesicle; endoplasmic reticulum-Golgi intermediate compartment; Golgi apparatus. The coding region runs from base 34 to 741 and encodes 235 amino acids. The transcript has 5 exons. The record is from RefSeq and is a predicted model, not a curated record. NCBI's taxonomy places the organism in Eukaryota, Metazoa, Chordata, Mammalia, Rodentia, Muridae. Gene Ontology annotation, biological process: intracellular protein transport; endoplasmic reticulum to Golgi vesicle-mediated transport; COPI coating of Golgi vesicle.